AUGCUAAAAUUUAAAUAUGCAACACCCCAUCCGGCAGAACUGGGCACAAUGGACUCUAUUGCCAGCCGCGCUUCUCGACUUAACCUGCUUCUUCAGGGGAAGUUCCCAUCUCUGGCACAACAGCAGAUGUCUCCGUUCUCAAGAGAAGGCAUUCUGGACUCCCUUCUGGUGCUGUAUGAGGAAGGCAGCCGUUCUCUGCUGAUGAAAGCCAAACACGCAGGCGAUUUCUUUAAAAAGCAUUCAGAUUCAAUCACGUCGUUCCGGGAACUCCAACCCAGCCCGAAAGACUUUGAAAUCCGGAAUCUGGUAGGAUGCGGCCGUUUCGCCGAAGUCCAGGUGGUGAAAGAAAAGGCAACUGGUGACAUUUACGCCAUGAAGGUGAUGAGCAAGGAGGCCCUGUUGGCCAAAGAGCAGGUAUUCUUUGAGGAAGAGAGAAAUAUUCUAUCACAGAAUGCCAGUCCUUGGAUUCCACGUCUUCACUAUGCGUUCCAGGAUGAAAAGAAUCUCUACUUGGUUAUGGAUUACGAGCCGGGAGGCGAUCUACUCUCAUUCUUAAACAGAUACGAGGAUCAACUGGAUGAAAGCACUGUAGAGUUUUAUCUAGCAGAAUUAGUUCUGGCCAUUCACAGCGUCCAUCAAAUGGGUUAUGUCCAUCGAGACGUUAAGCCAGAGGAUAUCCUGCUUGACAGAACAGGACACGUCAAGUUGGUGGAUUUUGGGUCUGCUGCCAAAAUGACGGUGGAUAAAACGGUGGAUGCCAAGGUGCCCCCUGGCCCUCCUGACUACAUGGCCCCGGAAGUCCUCAGUGCUUUGAACAACAGCAAAGCUUCCUAUGGACCAGAAUGUGACUGGUGGUCUCUAGGGGUGGUUGCUUAUGAAAUGAUCUACAGGAAAUCGCCGUUUGCUGAAGGGACCUCAACUAAAACGUCCAACAACAUCAUGAAUUUUCAGAGGUUCCUAAAAUUCCCGGAGGACGUCAAGGUUAGCCACGAAUGUCUCGACCUGCUGCAGAGUUUACUGUGUGGGCUGAAAGAACGAUUGGACUACAAAGGCCUGUGCUGCCACCCGUUCUUUGCCAAUGUCGACUGGAAUGCCAUCUGUAACGUUCGCCCUCCUUUCGUGCCCGCCGUCCAGGCUGAGGAUGAUACCUCUAAUUUUGAUGCCCGGGAGACGGACGCCGGGAUCGCUUCCCCUCUCGGCCAGCUGAGCCCCGCAGCUUCCCCCGGAGGAGAAGCGUUGCCGUUCGUGGGGUUCUCCUUCAUCAAGGCACUCGCCGUCCUCCGGUCAGAGUCUACUUUGCGUCCGGAUUCUCCCGCGAAGAUUAGCUCCAUGGAAAAGAAACUCCUUUUUAAGAGCAAAGAGCUGCAAGGCACUCAGGAUAAGUGUCACAAGAUGGAGCAGGAAAUGACGCGCUUGCACCGGAGAGUGUCGGAGGUGGAGGCUGUGCUCAGCCAAAAGGAGGUGGAGCUGAAAGCCUCCGAGACCCAACGCUCCCUGCUUGAACAAGACCUGGCUACCUACAUCACAGAAUGCAGUAGCUUAAAGAGAAGCCUGGAACAGGCUCGGAUGGAAGUUUCUCAAGAGGACGACAAGGCACUGCAGCUCCUUCACGAUAUAAGAGAACAGAGUCGCAAGUUGCAGGAAAUCAAAGAACAGGAGUACCAAGCUCAAGUGGAAGAAAUGAGGUUGAUGAUGAACCAGCUAGAAGAAGACCUUAUUUCUGCUCGCAGACGCAGCGAUCUCUACGAAUCGGAGCUGAGGGAAUCUCGACUGGCGGCAGAAGACUUCAAGCGAAAAGCCACUGAAUGUCAUAACCGGCUCCAGAAAGUUGUUAAGGUUAAAGACCAAGGAAAAACAGAAGUAGGAGAGCUGUAUUCCAAGCUGGAGAAGAUCAAUGCAGAUCAACAGGUGAAAAUCCAGGAACUCCAAGAGAAGCUGACAAAGGCCAUGAAAGCCAGCUCGGAAGCCACCGAAUUGCUUCAGAACAUCCGCCAAGCCAAAGAGAGGGCCGAGAAAGAGCUGGAGAAACUGCAGAACCGGGAGGACUCCAACGAAAGCAUGAAAAAGAAAUUGCUGGAAGCCGAGGAAAGGCGCCAUUCUCUGGAAAACCAAGUGAAGCGCCUGGAGACGGUGGAGCGGCGAGAGAACCGCCUGAAAGAAGAUAUCCAGACAAAAUCUCAGCAAAUCCAGCAGAUGGCUGAUAAAAUUCUGGAACUGGAAGAGAAACACCGGGAAGCUCAGUUGGCGGCCCAACACCUGGAGUUGCACCUGAAGCAGAAAGAACAAAUGUAUGAAGAAAGGCUCAAAGUGCUUGAUAACCAGAUGAAGAAAGACUUGGGAGACAAAGACGCUCUGGAGAACAUGCUGAGGAAGCACGAGGAGGAGGCUCACGAAAAGUGCAAAAUCCUCGCCGAGCAGAAAGCGAUGAUCAAUGCCAUGGAUUCGAAGAUCAGAUCUCUGGAGCAGAGAAUAGUGGAACUGUCUGAAGCUAACAAGCUGGCAGCCAACAGCAGCCUCUUCACUCAGAGGAACAUGAAAGCCCAAGAAGAGAUGAUUUCUGAGCUCAGGCAGCAGAAAUUUUAUCUGGAAACCCAGGCCGGGAAAUUAGAAGCGCACAACAAUAAACUGGAGGAACAAUUGGAAAAAAUCAGCCAUCAGGAUCAUGCCGACAAGACUCGCCUCCUGGAGUUGGAGACGAGGUUACGAGAGGUUAGCCUUGAACACGAAGAGCAAAAACUGGAGCUGAAGCGACAGCUGACUGAAUUGCAGCUCACCCUCCAGGAGAGGGAAUCUCAGAUUUCUGGGUUGCAAGCGGCCCGGGCAGCCCUGGAAAGUCAACUCCGGGAAGCGAAAACCGAAUUGGAGGAGACCACGGCUGAAGCGGAAGAAGAGAUCCAAGCGCUGACGGCACAUAGAGAUGAAAUCCAGCGUAAAUUUGAAGCCCUUCGUAAUAGCUGCACAGUGAUCACAGAUCUGGAAGAGCAGCUGAACCAGCUGACCGAGGAUAACGCUGAGCUGAACAACCAGAACUUCUUCCUCUCCAAGCAGUUAGAUGAAGCUUCCGGGGCAAACAACGAGGUGGUUCAGUUGCGGAGCGAGGUUGACCAUCUCCGUCGCGAGAUAACGGAACGGGAGAUGCAACUCACCAGUCAAAAGCAAACCAUGGAGGCCUUAAAGACCACCUGUACCAUGCUGGAGGAGCAAGUGAUGGAUCUGGAGGCCCUGAACGAUGAGCUCUUGGAGAAGGAGCGCCAGUGGGAGGCGUGGAGAAGCGUCCUGGGAGAUGAGAAGACCCAGUUUGAGUGCCGGGUGCGGGAACUCCAGCGAAUGUUGGAUACAGAGAAGCAAAGCAGGGUGCGAGCCGACCAGCGCAUCACGGAAUCCCGCCAAGUUGUGGAGCUUGCGGUUAAAGAACAUAAAGCGGAGAUCUUGGCUCUCCAACAAGCAUUAAAGGAACAAAAGCUCAAAGCUGAGAGUCUCUCCGACAAGCUGAAUGACUUGGAGAAGAAGCACGCCAUGCUGGAGAUGAACGCCCGGAGCCUGCAGCAGAAGCUUGAAACGGAACGCGAACUCAAACAGAGGCUUCUGGAGGAGCAAGCCAAGCUGCAGCAGCAGAUGGAUUUGCAGAAGAACCACAUCUUUCGGCUGACUCAAGGCCUGCAAGAGGCUUUGGACCGGGCCGACCUUUUGAAGACCGAAAGGAGCGACCUGGAAUACCAGCUGGAGAAUAUUCAGGUCCUGUAUUCCCACGAAAAAGUGAAGAUGGAAGGCACUAUUUCCCAACAAACCAAGCUUAUAGAUUUCCUCCAAGCGAAGAUGGAUCAGCCAGCCAAGAAGAAAAAGGUUCCUCUGCAGUACAAUGAGCUGAAGGUGGCCUUGGAGAAGGAGAAGGCCCGCUCAGCGGAGCUGGAGGAAGCCCUGCAGAAAACCCGCAUCGAACUCCGAUCCGCCCGGGAGGAAGCUGCCCAUAGGAAAAUUACAGACCACCCUCACCCUGCCACGCCUGCCACGGCCAGGCAGCAGAUCAUCAUGUCUGCCAUAGUUCGCUCACCAGAACACCAGCCCACGCCCAUCAGCCUGCUGGCACCUCCCUCCAGCCGCCGAAAGGAGGCCUCCACGCCAGAGGAGUUUAAUCGUCGCCUGAAAGAGCGGAUGCAUCACAAUAUCCCUCAUCGCUUCAACGUGGGACUGAACAUGAGAGCUACCAAAUGUGCCGUUUGCUUGGACACUGUGCACUUUGGACGCCAGGCUUCGAAAUGCCUUGAAUGCCAAAUGAUGUGCCAUCCCAAAUGUUCUGCCUGCUUGCCGGCCACUUGCGGCUUGCCGGCUGAGUACGCCGCCCACUUCUCCGAAGCCUUCUGCCGGGAUAAAUUGAAUUCCCCAGGCCUGCAGCUAAAAGAACCUGGCAGCGCUUUACGGCUGGAAGGAUGGAUGAAGGUGCCCAGAAAUAAUAAACGUGGCCAGCAAGGCUGGGAUAGGAAAUACGUAGUUCUAGAAGGAACUAAAGUCCUUGUUUACGACACAGAAACGAGAGAAGCUGGACAACGGCCCGUGGAAGAGUUUGAACUGUGCCUUCCAGAUGGAGACGUUACUGUCCACGGGGCCGUGGGAGCGACCGAGCUUCUAAGUACAGCCAAGACAGAUGUGCCAUAUAUAUUGAAGCUGGAAUCUCAUCCCCACACCACCUGUUGGCCUGGCCGGACUCUCUAUUUGCUGGCACCUACUUUUCCAGAUAAGCAGCGUUGGGUGAAUGCCCUGGAAUCUACCGUGGCCGGAGGAAGAGUUUCCAGAGAGAAGGCAGAAGCCGAUGCGAAACUCCUUGGAAAUUCCCUCUUGAAGCUGGAAGGAGAAGACCGGUUGGAUAUCAACUGCACUUUACCCUUCAGCGAUCAGGUGGUCCUGGUGGGGGCCGAGGAAGGACUUUACGCCUUGAACGUGCUAAAGAAUUCCUUAACGCACGUGCCCGGGAUUGGAGCUGUCUUUCAGAUCCACCUCAUCAAGGACCUGGAGAAGCUGCUCAUGAUUUCGGGAGACGAAAGGGCGUUGUGCCUUGUGGAUGUGAAAAAAGUGAAGCAGUCCCUCGCUCAGUCCCACCUCCCAGCUCAACCUGACGUCUCCCCCAAUAUUUUUGAGGCUGUGAAAGGCUGCCAUCUUUUUGCGGCUGGCAAGAUCGACAACGGGUUGUACAUCUGCGCGGCCAUGCCCAGCAAAAUCGUGGUGUUGCGUUACAACGAGAGCCUCAGCAAGUACUGCAUCAGGAAGGAGAUCGAAACCUCGGAACCCUGCAGCUGUAUCCAUUUCACCAAUUACAGCAUCAUCGUGGGGACCAAUAAGUUUUACGAAAUUGAGAUGAAGCAGUACACCCUAGAAGAAUUCCUGGAUAAGAAUGACCACACCUUGGCAUCCGCUGUCCUUGCAUCUUCCAACAACAGUUUCCCAAUCAGCAUCAUCCAGGUGAACCCAGCAGGGCAGAGGGAAGAGUAUCUGCUUUGCUUCCACGAAUUUGGGAUUUUUGUAGACUCCUACGGAAGGCGCAGCCGCUCAGACGACCUGAAAUGGAGCCGCCUGCCUUUAGCAUUCGCCUAUCGGGAACCAUACCUGUUCGUGACUCACUUCAACUCCCUGGAGGUGAUAGAAAUUCAAGUACGCGCCUCUCUUGGCAUCCCAGCCCGAGCCCACCUGGACAUCCCGAGCCCUCGUUACCUGGGCCCGGCAAUCUCCUCCGGAGCCAUUUACCUGGCCUCUUCCUACCAGGACAAACUGAGAGUUAUUUGCUGCAAAGGGAAUUUGGUGAAAGAAUCCAACAACGAGCAUCAUCGGGGCUCUUCCACCACCCGCAGCAGCCCAAACAAGAGGGGCCCGCCCACGUAUAACGAGCACAUAACCAAGCGGGUAGCGUCGAGCCCAGGGCCCCCCGAAGGUCCCGGCCACCCUCGCGAGCCAAGCACACCGCACCGCUACCGAGAAGGAAGGACAGAGCUACGGAGGGACAAGUCCCCGGGACGCCCCCUGGAGAGGGAGAAAUCCCCGGGAAGGGUGCUCAGCACCCGCCGAGAAAGGUCCCCCGGGAGACUGUUUGAGGAGAGCAGCAGGGGACGAAUACAAGUGGGGGGCGCCCGGACCCCCCUCGCCCAGGUCAACAAGGUCUGGGACCAAUCUUCAGUAUAAGCGUCACAAGCCUCCACCCUCCGACCCUGAACUCCAAGGAAGAACACAAAAACUAUCCAGAAUUAGGUGCACCACCCAU
Messenger RNA from Pseudonaja textilis, 6247 nucleotides. It is a transcript of the gene CIT, whose product is annotated as citron rho-interacting serine/threonine kinase. Lineage: Eukaryota; Metazoa; Chordata; Lepidosauria; Squamata; Elapidae. The record is from RefSeq and is a predicted model, not a curated record. Gene Ontology annotation, biological process: protein phosphorylation. Gene Ontology annotation, molecular function: protein serine/threonine kinase activity; ATP binding.